UGUUGACAGAUAACCUAUAAAUGUUUGCAUGUUUAAAAACAUUGAUGAGAAUUUGAGAAAGUUUACCUUGUGUAGAAAUCGUAAACAAUGUCGAGACAUUUAGAUUUAAAUGUUGCUCUCGUAGACAAGUAUUUAAAAACGUAUGAUUAUCCCUCUCUCGCAAAUUAUUUAAACAUAUCUUUUAAACUAGAAAAGGGCAGUGAUGGAAUACCCUUACAGUUUGAUUUUUCAGACACAGUGUUAAAUAGUUUGCACAAAAUUUUGCUACAAAUUAUUAAUGAAGAAAUUAGCGAAAAUCAUCAAAAUAUUUUGAAAGAGUUAUUUAGGAGUUUAAGAAAUUAUGUAAUUAACAUAGAUGUCCAAAAAUAUCUAAGCAAUGAUAGUUUUUUAAAUAAUGUUAAAAUUAUCUGUGAAAGUAGUUUGGUAACAAAUGAUAUAUUGCAAGUUGUUUUACAGUUCCUCAUUAAUUUAGUAGUAUCAAAUGAAAUAGCCGCUAAAAAAGUUUAUGCUGUGUUUCAAAAUCAAAUUUUUGGUUCAUUAAAACAAAAUGUUAAUACAUAUGAAAACAGUGCUUUACUGUAUAAUAUUUCUUUACAUCAUGCAAUUGAACUAGAUUUUGAUAUGUAUGUGUGCAUACUGCAACUUUAUGACAAUCGAAAUAAUAUUGAAUUCUUACAUUUUUUGAUUGAAAAGUUCAUAACCUAUGAUAAUUUUUGGACAAAUUAUAAAAAAAUUGAUUUACAUAGAAGAUUAGUAGUUCUAGGUGUUAUUAGAGAGAAACAGAUAAAAGGAGAAAAGCUGGAUUUAUGUGAUUACGCUUUACAGACUUUAUCAAAUAGCUUCAUUAAUUCAGCAAGCAUUAUUUUUCAAACAGUUUCAUCAAACGAAAAUGAUUUAGAACCUUAUGAAGUGUCUGAAUUGUUACAAGUGAUCUCUUCUCUCAGUAGUGAUGACUCAUAUUUAAAAAAAUUACAGAAUGAUAAAGAUUUACUAAUUAAUGUUGGAGUCGUUCUAAUAAAUAUUCACAAAUUAGGGAAGGAUACAGAAAAUUAUUUUUCGUCGAUUCAAAGUCUCAGUGAAGUUAGACAACCCACUCAACAAAUGUCCAAACAUCCGGCUUUUGGUUUUAAAGCGGAUCUGAUUCGCAUAAUUGGGAAUUUAUGUUGGAAGAACAGGACAAUGCAAGACUUAGUGCGAGAGGCAGAACUUAUACCCGUGGUUUUAGAAUGUUGUAAUAUGGAUGCAAGAAAUCCAUUUAUCAUGCAAUGGGGCAUUCUAGCAGUGCGCAAUUUAUGUGAAAACAACCUGGAAAAUCAAAAAAUUAUUGCUGGGCUGCAUCAAGAAGGGACUGUUAGUUCCACAGUUUUGGAAGAGAUGGGAUUAACUUUGCAUAGUAGUGGUGAUGAAAAUGGAGUAAAAAUUGUACCACUUGAUGCACUUCGAAAUCAUAGAUAAUUGUAAAAUAAUUUUUUUAUAUUUAUAAAAACAAUUGUUUGCGUGCAAUAAAGUAUUAAAAAUCCAUUAUA
Molecule: messenger RNA, 1526 nt
Organism: Zophobas morio
Lineage: Eukaryota; Metazoa; Arthropoda; Insecta; Coleoptera; Tenebrionidae
Product: ataxin-10
Exons: 5
Coding region: 88-1455 (455 amino acids)
Biological process (GO): neuron projection development
Cellular component (GO): cytosol
Source: RefSeq, a predicted model, not a curated record